Megalobrama amblycephala (Wuchang bream) is the source of this 1633-nucleotide messenger RNA. RefSeq names its product gastrula zinc finger protein XlCGF49.1-like. Gene Ontology annotation, biological process: regulation of transcription by RNA polymerase II. The transcript has 2 exons. Lineage: Eukaryota; Metazoa; Chordata; Actinopteri; Cypriniformes; Xenocyprididae. Gene Ontology annotation, molecular function: RNA polymerase II cis-regulatory region sequence-specific DNA binding; DNA-binding transcription activator activity, RNA polymerase II-specific. The coding region runs from base 71 to 814 and encodes 247 amino acids. Gene Ontology annotation, cellular component: nucleus. The record is from RefSeq and is a predicted model, not a curated record.
UCACAGUGGAGAAGAAGAAGCAAGCAGGAGGAAUUACUGCAGGAGAAACUACUGACAUACUAUAGUAAAGAUGGAGUUUGAGGAAGAACCCUGCAGAAUGAGAGAUAAAGAGACAAAGGAACUAAUAGACCUGAUGGAAGUGAAUGAAGACAAAAGGCAUCAGUUUCAAAAGAAUAUAGAAAAUGAAGAUGGAAACAUAGUCAUUUCACAGACUAAAAAGAAUUUCAUACAGAAACAAGCUGGAAAAACUGGAAUCAAAGGAUCUUUCACCUGCUCUGAGUGUGGAAAGAGUUUCACUCAGAAAGGAAACCUUAAUGUGCACAUGAGAAUUCACACUGGAGAAAAACCGUUUACAUGCACUCAGUGUGGAAAGAGUUUCAUAUGUAAAGCAAAUUUAAUUGUGCACAUGAGAGUUCACACUGGAGAAAAAACGUUCACAUGCACUCAGUGUGGAAAGAGUUUCACUCAGAAAAACACUCUCAAAGAGCAUCUGCGCUCUCACUCUGGAGUAAAGUCUUUCCGCUGUGAUCAGUGUGAUAAAACAUUUGUUUUAGAAUCAAGCUUCAAAAAACACCUUAAAAUCCAUGCUGGUGUCAAGCCUCACUUUUGCUCUUUUUGUGGAAAGAGUUUUUUACGACUGGAGCAUUUAAAACACCAUGAGCGUAUUCAUACUGGUGUGAGACCUUAUAUGUGCUUUGACUGUGGGAAGACCUUCGCUAAAUCCAGUGCCUUAAAACAACACCAGAGAGUUCACACUGGAGUUUCACUCAGAAAAACACUCUCAAAGAGCAUCUGCGCUCUCACUCUGGAGUAAAGUCGUUCCGCUGUGAUCAGUGUGAUAAAACAUUUGUUUUUGAAUCAAGCUUCAAAAAACACCUUAAAAUCCAUGCUGGUGUCACUUUUGCUCUUUUUUGUGGAAAGAAUUUUUACAACUUCAGAAUUUAAAAGUCCACGAGAGAAUUCAAAAGAUCUUCACUACACCCAGUCACUUAAAAUCUCACCAGAGAAUUCAUACUGGAGAGAAGUCGCACCAGUGCUCUUCAUGUGGAAAGAGUUUCACCCAUAUAUCUAAUCUACAGACUCAUAAGAAAAAGCAUUGCCUGAAGUUGCCUCACUAAGCAAAAGUUAAUGUUCAGAUCCAUCACUCACGAGUAAGUGAAUAAUUUGUCAUUCAGAUUAAGCAAAAGCUUGUUUCCAUAGUGAUUCAGUCUAAUGGGGUAAUUUACUAAAAUUAGUAGUGAAGGUUGAUCAUUUAACAAAGGAUGUUUUGGCAGGGUCAUAGUAUAUGAAGGAAAUGUGUCUGUGUGGAUAUUCUGUUCCAGUGAAGUCCUGACAAAACUCAGCCUUGAAGUGAAAAUAUAUUGUGUUUUAUCAAAUUGUGUUUACAGAGGUUGUUUAUUAUUAUGAGACGCAUGUGACAUUGUCAAAUGAACCUAUCAGAACCUGUAGAUGUGAUGUCAGCUGAUUAUCCAUGACUAUAAGUACUAGUGUUUCUGUAUCCUUGUUAGUUCAAGGCAAGAUCCUCUUUCUCAUUUCUAUGGCCUAUAGAAGUGUGCAGAACUUUUUCUUCAAUAAAGUCUCUUUUAACUUGUUGAAACUUUUGACUCCUGGUCUUCAUUGAGCAUUUUGUUCU